CGUGGUUGAAAAGCCCGCGAAAGCUCAUGAAUAAUAACCCAGCACCUACUGAAUAUGCAGAUAAGGCGGGCCCUCUUCUUGAACGAAUUGCGGCACCAUGACAUUGGCCAUAUGGAAGCUCAAUAAGUAAUUCACGCAGGAAAGCGAAAGAGAACGGUAAUGAAACGCCUGACAAACCUGGGGACAUGCGGCCCGAUCCUAUGCAUGUUUAACCGGGACUCGCAGUGUUUGUAACUGGGUUUACUUCGAAUUUAAACAUGCGCAGCGGCCAGCGUUGGACUUCUAAACAUGCAUAGAUUUGCUCCCUUCAAGUAUCGGGCGCUUUAGCCUGUUGAUUUGCAUCGGGGUUUACAUGAAGAUAAUUCUGCAGAUAACUGACAAGUUGUUUCGGUGUGAGGAGAAAAAGAAAAGGAAACUGGACAGUGGCAUAAUGAAGUCUCUGGUGAUGUUCUCCACGUAUGACAACCUCACCACUUUGCCUCCUGCCACCACAUUAGUAACUGCAUUGGACAAUGUGACUUCUGCACCCUUGACAACUGUACAGUUUUUUAACGACACCAACAUUACUGCUCCACACAAGUGCUUGUUGUUGUUGUAUGAAGAUAUUGGAACAUCCAGGGUCCGUUACUGGGAUCUUUUGCUGUUGGCUCCCAAUGUGCUUUUCCUUGUGUUUCUCCUUUGGAAGCUGCCCUCUGCCAGGGCAAAAAUCCAUGCUACAUCCAGUCCAAUCUUCACCACCUUCUAUGUACUAGUGUUUGUGGUCGCUGUAGUCGGGAUUGCUCGGGCUGUUGUCUCCAUGACGGUCAGCGCCUCAACAGUUGCAACAGUUACUGACAAGAUCCUGUGGGAAAUCACAAGAUUCUUCCUCCUGGCCAUUGAACUGAGUGUGGUGAUCCUUGGACUGGCUUUUGGUCAUUUGGAAAGCAAAUCCAGUGUGAAGCGUGUGCUAGCCAUCACCACAGUUCUGUCCCUGGCCUACUCUGUCACUCAGGGAAUACUGGAAAUCAAGUACCCUGAUGCCAGACUCUCAGCAGAAGACUUCAAUAUCUAUGGCCAUGGUGGGCGACACUUCUGGCUUGCAAGCUCCUGUUUCUUCUUUCUGGUUUAUUCUUUGGUGGUGAUUCUUCCAAAAACUCCCUUGAAGGACCGUAUUUCUCUGCCAUCAAGGAAGAGUUUCUACGUCUAUGCUGGAAUUCUUGCUGUGCUGAACCUGGUGCAGGGCCUGGGCAGUGCUCUCCUCUGUGCAAACAUCAUAGAAGGGUUGUGCUGUGUCGACGCCACAACUUUUCUCUACUUCAGCUUCUUUGCACCGCUCAUUUAUGUGGCAUUCUUGAAAAGCUUCUUUGGGUCUGAGCCAAAGAUCCUCUUCUCCUAUAAGUGCCAGGUGGAUGAAUCUGAGGAUGUUGAUGUGCACCUCCCGCAUGCCUAUGGUGUGGCCAAGAAAGAAGGUGUGGAUUCCAGCUUCUAUUCCAGUACCCAGAUCGACACCACAGCAUACCUGGAUGAUAUUGCUUCCAUGCCCUACCAUGUGGGCAGCAUCAACAGUGUGGACAGUGACCGCUGGAAAGCCAUCAAUUCCUAAGGCAAACCCGGUUCCCUUUUUUUUUUUUUGAAGAAAGCAUCUCUCUUGGACUCCUGAGCUUUGUCACACGUUUGCCCUUGGAAUUCUUUAAAGUGUUGUCCUUUUUUCCUUUGAGGAUUUUAAAUAUAUAUAUCCACACAGACAUCCAGCAUGGAAGAAGAAUCAGCUACAGUGGCCUUCCCAGAAGCCAGGUCUUGUGUUCAUGCCAGAAAAAGCCCAGGCCAGCUUUAUUUCAAAAUGCAUAAAUAUUAAAUCUUUCGUAUUGAACAUUCUAAAUACAUGUAAUUAGAUAUGACGGCAACCUUUUAUUGAAGGUGAAACGUGCGUACAGCCUGGAGUUCUUGACUCUUCAACUGAACAUAAAGCUGGACAAGUUUUUCAUGUUUCACUUGGCUUUAUUCCUGAAUGUUCAUGUUCUUGCCAAGACUAAGCCCCCCCUCCCCCCCGUCCCCCCGCAGAAUGCUGUUUGGAAAAUAAGUCAGGGGAUGAUGAGACUGAUCCCUAGAUCUCCGGCAGAGGCAGUUGGGUGGGAUUUGUGACACAGGAAAACUUUGGAUGCUGUUUAUGGAAAGAUUUGCUAAGUAUUCCCAUAAUUCAUCCCGGGGGAGGAGCGUUUUUGUGUGCGUGUGCAUAAUAAAUAUAUAUUUAUAAUAUACAUCCUGGAUAUUGCAAAAGAGGAAAAGCAGCCAGCAGGGAAAGCUGUCCACGGAGCUUGUUGCUGUGCAGUUGAAUCUGUGUGAUUGGUAGAUGGGCAGCCAUGGAUUUUGUACGCUGAAUUGGGGUUGUGUUUAAAGGUAAAACUUAGCCAAGAGAGACUUCUAGAGAAGUGAUUUGCAGUUUAAUGCUGGCUGAACUCCAGAGCCAGUGGGACUAGAAAGGGAAGAGUUGGCUAAAACUCUCCAGCUCCAAAAGUGCUCCAAAGUACUGGAUGAGUGGAAGUAUGCUGGUAAGCCACGCAUUGAAAUGUUGUCAUUGAUGAUAGGAUUGACAACUAAGUGAAAUACAGAACUGCAAUAAUGUGGAUUCCAAAGCUGGAAGCAUGCUGUUUUGUGGGUGCUCUGUUUCUUCUUUCUAGGCUUCUACUGCAAAGUAUAGAUGAAACUUCCUUGAACUUGGCUUGAGGUUCUCGUUGUAUGUGUUUUGCUCAAAUCUGACUAGCCUUUUCCACAGCCUACAGUUCCAAGUAGCUGACUGUUUCCUUGGCAGUCAAGGUAAUCAGUAACCUGAGGCUUGUCUGUGAGAUCAGUGACAUGAAAGAGGGUUAUUCUCCAGUAAUAAUGGAGAUGUUCUUGAUUCCAUACAGGAAACAAGAGAAAUCGGGAGUAGAGGAACCCUAGUCCCUGAUUCUGAAGGAUAUCUGUAUAGGAAUGCCUGGCUUUCAUCACCAUGUUCCCUCAUUGUGUAAAUAAGCAAAAGAUGAAGAAGAGGAAAGGAACGCUUACCCUUGGGUGUAAUAGGGGUAUAUUUGUUUGAUCUGAAGUGGCCUAGGGGGCAAGUGGUGACACAGUUAAUUUUACAGUUCCUGGAAUUGAGAGUGCCUGAUGCUGAAGAAGCAAGAUUACCUGAGGAACACUCACAAAUUUCUCAUUUGCUGUUGCAGCUGCUAAUAUUUGGAAUUGGUUAGCACUAUAAAUAUUCAAUUCCGAUAUAUAUAUAUAUAUGUUUUGGAUAAGUUAAUGCAAAUGCAGAGGAUUAUUGCAGUCACCAUAUUUGCUGCUGCCCCAAUUUGGCCUUUAGUAAAUGGUGACUUCUGAAAUGGUGUUACUCAUUUAGGCUUACUGGUUUUAGAGAUGUCACCUCUUGGGUGAGGUGUUUUUUAGGCUUUUGCUGUGUGUGUUCAUUAAGUACUUGGCAGGGAUGGUCGGGCCUACCCACUGUCUGUCUCUGACUCAUGUACAUACUUACACACCCUCUAUAAUGCAGUGGAUAGAAGGCAGAACUUGGCAAUGGGGCAGUCAUGGGAGAUGUGAUGUGGGUUGGUUGUUAUCCAACCAUGUGUUCAGAUGUGCCUGUCCCUUUUAUAAUGUCUUGUCAUCCUGAAAUGAGCCAGUUCUUUCCAUUGACCACAAGGCACUAGAUGGGGAAGAGUUCUACCGUUUAAAGUAUUUUUUCCUAUCCCUAUUCAACUGGAAUUAUAGAUUCUUCCCUUGAGUAAGGAGGUUCAUAUAUCUUGGGGAAAUGCUGGUAACCAGACAGUGUAGGGAUCCUUAGCAUCAAAACACAAUGUCCUUGGCUUUCUUACAUUUCUUCAAGGAAUGUUUAUAUAUGCCUCUUCCUUCAAUCUAUAGAAAAUACAAAGUACUCCAACUAUAAAGAUAGAUUCCUUCAGCGAUGUGAAUUGGAAUGAGUCUGAAUUUGGGCCAUAGUUUGCCAACCAUGGUGUGUCAAAUGAUGACCUAUCAUUGGAACUGUGUUUGGUUCUUCCACUGUAUUGGCCCAAUCCUAUUGAGGCGGGGGCAGGCAGAACAGGCUGAAGGAGGUGACUGGCAUAAGAGGCACUCUCUCACCAACUGACAGAGCAAAGGCACUGGUGGCCAGACCCUCCUUAGCACUGUGGGCAGGAGUGUUCCCAGGGAUUUAGGACCUGGGAUUUAGGGUCAGGAAUGCAACAGCUGAGGCCAUGGAACUGGUAUAACUUCAUGUAGUCCUAUGGAGGGUUUUCAGGUGGCUGGGGUUUUUUAGCUGCCUCCACGCCCCCCCCCCCCCCCAUCUGCCUGAAAGCCCUCUGGAGGCAACGGGGCAGAGCAGCAGCAGCACCAUCCCCAGUCACUGGAGGCUUUUGGAUUGGGCUGCCUGUCUCUUUUUGCCUCCUCUUAAACUUCAGUAUGUACAAUGUAUGUUGUCUGUCUCUGCUGCUAAGGAGUUUCUGCACUAAGUGGAGGAAUUGUCUCCGUCCAAGCAUUGAGGUUUAUAUGGGUAUAUAAAAAAUGCCUCCCAUGGCCCAGCAUGCAAUUUGAUUCGUGAGCAGGCAUGAGUGAAUGUGUGUGAAUAUGCUGUGUGUUCUGUGUGAUGGGAGGGGAUUGAAAAUAGAAUAAUGUAUAUUUUUGUCUGUAAAAUAAAUGAACUUUGACAUAAA
Sphaerodactylus townsendi is the source of this 4658-nucleotide messenger RNA. It is a transcript of the gene TPRA1, whose product is annotated as transmembrane protein adipocyte associated 1. Gene Ontology annotation, biological process: G protein-coupled receptor signaling pathway. Gene Ontology annotation, cellular component: plasma membrane. NCBI's taxonomy places the organism in Eukaryota, Metazoa, Chordata, Lepidosauria, Squamata, Sphaerodactylidae. The transcript has 11 exons. Gene Ontology annotation, molecular function: G protein-coupled receptor activity. The record is from RefSeq and is a predicted model, not a curated record. Bases 353 to 1582 code for a protein of 409 amino acids.